AGUGUUAACUUUGGGUCGGGUUGUACAUACGUUAGCACUGUAUCGUAUUUCGGUUAUCCUUUGGCUGCGUGCCGCGUCCCCCGGCGAUCGCUUGCCCACCUGCCUGAAUUACCAACAGCCCGGAACCACCCAGCGCCCCGAAGCUUAAUACCAUCCCGCCCCACCAGGACCCUUCCUUUGGCCUUUCGUGUGUUUCCCAUCUUCAAUCCCUCCUCCUGAUCCCCGCAUUUGGCAUUGCCAGAACCGGGCUGUUGCCGCCAUGAAGUUCUUCAGAAAGAAAGACAAGCUGAGGAAUGGCAGCAACAGCGGCCCGAGCUGGAUGCCGGGCUUCGGCAGCAGCGGCUCCUCUACCGGCAACCAUGGCCAUUUGGCCCCCGCCCGUGGGUACGGCCCCGGCGACUCUUGGCCCGAUGGCUCCCGGUCCUUCUUCGGCUCACCACCAGCCUCGGGCAUCCACGGCGCACGAGCUGACUCUCAAUUCAACCAUUUCAAUCCGCGGCCCACACGUGCCUCAGCUGCUACACUCUCCCGUCUCCCCGCCGCCAUCCUCGAGCGCAUAUUCACCUUUGUGUGUCCCCAAAGCCGCGACGAGAGCUACAGCACCUGUGAGCAGAGCGCAGUCGAGGAUGGCUGCAUGCUGUGCGACCUGCGCGACCUGGCGCAUUGCGUAGCCGUAUGCAGACGGUGGAGGGACGAGGGCGUCAAACUGCUAUACCACAGCAUUCGAAUUGACAGCGUACAUUAUUGCGAACUCGAGGCCGUCCUUGCCGAGCGCCGGAAGCGGCGCUCCAGAUUCGACCGCAAUGGCCAGCCAGACGACCCGGCACAAGCCCGCCUGAAGCUGCUCUGUCGCACCCUCCGCGAGGACCCUGUACGCCGCGGCCGCCUCGUUCAGUUUCUCAAGAUGCCGUACAUGUUACGCGAGUCAUGCCAGGCCGACCUAGCACGGACGAUAGCUGUGACGCCGAGCCUGCGUUACGUCGACUUGCCCGAGGGCCUCUUUUCUGACGAGCCCUCGUUCCUUACGCUCCGUCUCGAGGUGCAGGCGCGAUGCCUCGACCUGCGCAAGAUGACGUACAUGGCAGGCUCCGAGAACAGUCUGCAGGCCCUGGCGACGGGAAGAGUGUGGACUCGGCUCGAAGUGCUGGAGUUAAUCCGAAUAGACAUGGAGCCGAUUAUGCUGAGGCAAGCCCUGAGCUGCCUGGGUAACCUUCGCGCCCUCAAAAUCAACCAGACGGCAGCCAUCAAUGACGAGACGUUAGCAUGGAAUGAAUCAAUGCCACCUUUCCCGCCCCUCGAAGAGUUUAUUCUCACCGAUAUUCCCAGUGUCACCGCCGAGGGUCUCAAAGCGUGGCUGGUCCUGCCCGAAGCAAGGCAAACCUUGAGGGUGCUCACCCUGAACCGUACCGGCGUGCGCCCCUGGGCCCUGCAAGAAGUGCUAGCCUAUGCGCCGCGCCUCAAACACCUGUCCAUCCUCGACGCCGUGACAGCCUCCCUAUCCUCCGCCGCCGGUUCGUACAACAACAUCCCGCCUCUCUCGUCUGUCAGCCUCGAGUCGUUGCACUUCGAAAUCACGGCGGCGCCCUCGACGCCCAAAUACUCAAACGUCACCUCAAGCUACUACAACUACCUAGCCAACUCUCUCCUCUCCGGCGGCCUGCCGAACCUGCGCGCCGUCUACGUCAGAGACCCCAACUUCCCGGACCUGCUGCUGGGCCUGCCCCCUCCAGCCCCAGCCUACGCUGAAGGCGGCGUCGCUCGUCCAGCAAGCAGCGGCUCCGCCUCCCCCUAUUCCAAGAGUCUCUACGCCGGAUCCCCACCACACAUGUCGAAUAACCACAACAACCCCUUCACUCCGCACCACCGCCCCGCAGGCUCCCUUUCCUCCUUGAACGGCUUACCACUCCCGCCUUUCAACCCCGCCACCAACCCCCGCUUCAGCAGCAACAACCCCUUCGCUACCGCCUCCUCCUCCGCCUUCCUAUCCCCCGCACCACCACCGUUUACCGGGCAGCCGGGCGGUUUCCUGAACCUCCCCGCAAAACUCGAAGUCUUCACCAAAGGCGACGACGACAGCCUGGGCUGGUCCUUUGUCCGCGUCGGCGGCGGCGGGCGUCGCCCUGCAGAAGAAGAUGGCGCAGGAGGCCGCCGCCGGCCCCUCAGCAGCUACGGCCUUGCCGCCGCCGACGUCAUGGGCGGCAGCACCGCCGGGUGGAGCACUGGCGCGGGAGCACGCAGGAGCGUGCUUGUGGCUGGUGCGGGCGCCGGGGGUGGGUUCUUGGCUGUUCCCGGCCAGACAGGCGGUGCUAGUGCUGGGGGUGGAGGAGGAAGGAGUUGGAGGGGGGAGAGUUGGGCUGGUGGUGGUGGUGGUGGUGGUGAUGAUGGUGGUGGAGAGAGUGAAUGGCCCAGGCCAAGAAGCAGUGCGGGUGAGAAGAAGAGGGAGAGGUUGGAUCUGUGGCGGUAACUGGUAAGGGGUGUCAGGGAGGGUGGAUGAUCUCUCCGUUUGGAUUGUUUCUGUUAUUGUUGGGGUUAUGGAUCGGUAAGGCAGUGGGUUUUAGCGGUCAAGGCGAAAUGUUUAUGGGCACAGAUGAGAUGCUUGCAUGUAUUUGAUGUGGCGUCCGAGGGAAAGUUGAUCAGAGGACGGGGAAGCGGUGGAGUAUUGGGCACCCUCUGUUGGUUUGCUGUUUCUCCUUGAAAGCAGAUUGGGACUUUCUCCUUUUUGCUGAGCUGGGAAUGUGUGUUGGUAUACCCCGUGGUCAGUAACGCAAUAUGUGUGUUGUCUUCGAUGUACACUGGGAUGUGAGUUGGCUCGGGUCGGUUGGGAGUUGUUACUGCUGUGGCUCCUUUUGAGAGAAUUUGCCUUUGGCUUUCGUUAGCAUAAUACAUACAGUAUGCUGCUGAGUGUUCCUGUGCCGUCACGCCACAUAAUUUGGAAGGAUCUCCAGUUCGAUCUUG
Messenger RNA from Canariomyces notabilis, 2955 nucleotides. RefSeq lists its product as uncharacterized. Lineage: Eukaryota; Fungi; Ascomycota; Sordariomycetes; Sordariales; Chaetomiaceae. Bases 260 to 2464 code for a protein of 734 amino acids. The transcript has 2 exons. The record is from RefSeq and is a predicted model, not a curated record.